Messenger RNA from Cylicocyclus nassatus, 6115 nucleotides. Lineage: Eukaryota; Metazoa; Nematoda; Chromadorea; Rhabditida; Strongylidae. The record is from the annotation of a GenBank genome assembly.
AUGAUCUUCAGUUGCGGCAUUAGCGGCAGUUCUCCGGGAAGAAAGCUAGUCGUCUCUGAAAAUCUACCGGAGACACUUCGCAGCAUCUCUGCGCAGACCUACCGAUCCUCCCCGACAUCGGCCGAUUCCACUGGCUCCUCUCCUAGCCGCUCGAGUUCACCUGCAGUUCGCACUGCAGAUAUCACUGCUGGCAAGUGGACACGCAUCUCAAGUCGUGUGUCUGUGCGGCCCCUCACUCCUUCCGAAGCCGACUCAGUCGUUGAGCGACAGCGAAGACGUGGACGAGACACUUCUACAUCUAAAGAGAGAUCGAGAAUGGAGGACCACGAUGAGACAAGAAGCAGCAUCGACGCUGGAGGAACAAUCCAAAUUCCUUCGAGUGACAGCGUCAAAGAACUAAUUCCGGAAAGUCCGGGCUCGCGUUCUAAUUAUGGGGAAUUCUAUUGGGACACCUCCGGCGAAAACAACUAUCACCACACAUCCUCGUUUGAAGACGACCUUCUCGACUUCGAUCGUGGUGCAGCCGUUGCUCGGCUUGACCGUACACAAGAUGACCUGAACAAGUUCCGCCAGCGCAUCGACAACAACGUCGAGCAGCAGAAAGAAUACAGUGAAAUGAUGGCAGCUCUGCAGAACAAGGUACAUGAAUAUCGUAAACAUAUUGCGGAACUCGAAGGGAAGAUGGUUAGCGCUAGAAGAGGACAAGCCGAUGGCGGAUUUACCAUUCUCGACUCGAACGUUUUCCAAGAUACCAGCAACAGCUUCCGCGAUAUGGAAAUGUGGAGUCCAGCUCGCACUCGUGGCGCAACUACCAAUGUAGUCCUUGCCGGUGAUCCAAAUGCUAACUACGAAAUGAUCGCCCGUCUUGACGAGGAGCGCAGAAGAGCUGAUGAAUACCGCAUGCAAUGGGAAAACGAGAGAGCCGCUAAAGAGAGACUGGAAGACGAAAACGAAAGACUUCGUCGUGAGUUUGAUCGUUAUGAUCGCGAAUAUCGCGACAAGGAGAGGACGCUCCGCAGGAGAACAGCAAAUCCUCGAAUCGAAGGGCAGAAGAACAUUGAUGAGCUGGAGCGCAGCCUCCGUCGCAUCCGCGAUGAGCUGGAUGAACAGACCAACACCAUUGUGGAAGAGCAUAAAAACAGAAUCACCGAGCUAACCAGACGCGUUGAAAAUUUGGUUCCAAACUUAAAAGAUAUGUUGCAGGAUUCUCAAAUCAAAUACAUCGAGGAAAUUCGCAGGAACAUUCAGAGGGAUCUGGAUGACCAGCGUAAUCGCAACGAUGUAUUGGCCAGUGAGCAUGACAAGCUGACCAGUGAUCUGGAUAACGCGCUUAAGAGUACACACCUUGCCGAACAGCAGCUCAAAGAACUGAAGGGACAGCGCGACGAUUACCAGAAACAGAAGGACGAUUUGUCGCGUCAGCUGUUCGAUAUUCGUCACAAGUUUGAGACGGAGCAGAAAACGGUGCAGGAUCUGACUAAGGGCGAAUCUCGCUUCAAUGACGAAAUCGAGAAGCUGAAACAGACAAUCGAUGAUUAUGAACGACAGGUCAUGCUUCUGCGUAGAACCAACGAUGAAUUCGACACAACAAUCAAGAACCUCCAAGGAAAGAUCACUCAGCUCGAGAAUGAGGUUCGAUCGAAAACUAGCGAGGUGGAAAAGCUGAACGAUCUCAAUCAGAAGCUGCAGAAAGAGAAGCAAGAUGUCAUGAACCAAAAGCAUAAAGCAGACGCUGACAUCCAAACUCUCAAGGAGACAAUUCGAAAAUUAGAACAGGAACUAGAGAAACUUCGCAACGAAAAUAAAACACUCGAGGCAAAAGAGGAACGUGCUCGAGAUCUGCAUAAUCAACAACUCAACCGAGCUAAUCUGCUUUCUAAGGAACUCGACGAUUCCAAGCAUGAAAUCACGGAACUCAAUGAUAAAAUCAGAGCACUUGAACAAGAAAUCCGCGAUUUGCGCGAUAGGAUAAAGGGAGUUAAGGACACCACAAAGAGUAGAACCACCACAACAACUAUCACGAGAACGAUUCGUCAAGGACCUGGAGGCGAGACAAUCGGUGAAGGUGAUGAGGUUACCAUACCUGGUUCAACAGAUACUGACCGUACAGUUGACCGAUACCACGAUGAUCUCCUUUCUGAUUUGCGAGUCAAGGAAAUCAAUGACAAGUGGAAGUUGCAGCUCGAGAAACUCGAAAAUGAAAAGGACGACCUGGAGCGUCGCAUCCGCGAACUGGAAGACGAGUUGGCACAAGUUGGAAGAGGAAAUGAACGUCAGGAGAACGACGUGUCAGAACUCAAGCGCAAACAUGCUAUCGAAAUCGACAAGCUUCGUUCCGAGAUCAACUCACUUCACGAUAAGCACCUUAGCGAUCUCGACGACGAGAAGGAGCAGUACGGAAAGGCUGUUGAAAACCUCAAAGUUGUGGAGGAAGAUCUUCGCGAAAAAGUACGCAACUUGGAAAAGCAACUCGCCGACGCUCUUAAUAGAGAGGCUGACCUCGAGCGCGAGAAGCGUGACAAUGAAGCUAAAGUCAAUACUUUGACAACUCAGAACCAGAAACUACGCGACGAUAUGGAAGACUUGCGUAACGAGAUGGAUAAGGAAAUCCAAAAAUGGAAGACUGACGCGUACCAGGUGCGAUCUGAAGCCAAAGCUCUCGAGACCACCAAUACCGGUCUCAAAGCUCAGCUGCAAGCCGCCAAUGACCGUAUCGAGCAUCUCAAUAAGACUGUCAAUGACAGUACUAACAAAAUACGCGAACUAUCGUCACAAGUGCGCCGCCUUGAAGAAGAUCUCACUGACACAAAAUCCAAUCUUACACAGAAAGAAUCAGAUCUUGAAAGCACUACCAACAGGCUGCGCACGCUGGAAGAGCAAUACGCACAACUGCAAGUUGAUGCUAACAAAUGGCGAAGUGAACUUGAUGCAGUACAGAGGGAGAACGAUGUUCUGAGAAGCACCAAUGCUAAUCUUGACUCGGAGAACAAUCGUCUCAAGAAUCGCCUCAAAACUGCUGAGGAUUCAAUCAAGGAGCUGAAAAACAGCUUGAAUCAUCUGAAACAGGAGCGUGAACGCCUCCAGAAUGCAUACAGGGACAAAGCAAAGCAGGCCGACCACCUUCAGCAGCUCUCCCAGCAAUUUGAUUCUAAACUGCAGAAACUUCGCCAAGAACUGCAGGAGACCUCUGACAAGCUCAUCACUGCCGAUACGGAACGCUCUACUCUCCGUACGGAACUCGCCAAACUUCAACAGGAACUCAAAUUUGGUGCUGAACAGAUGCAGAGGAAGACGGACGAGUAUCAGUCAACACUCGACGAUCUAGCAAAUGCGCACCGAGUUUCAGAAGACGGCCGACUCAAUGCUUUGCAAGAACUCGAAAGUCGAAAGUAUGAGAUGAGCGACCUGCAGUCACGACUAGAAAGCACCGAGCAACGUCUUAUCACUCUACAACAAGAUUUUAUCAAUGUUGAUUCUGAGAGAGAUUCGUUGGCAGAUGCAUUGCGGCGAUUCCAGGCUUCUGCUAGCCGCGUCAUCAACCUCAACCGCUUCCGCCAAGACAUCAUCGAAGGAGGCGAGCCACGUGACGGACGUGAGGUGGAUAUUCCACGAGGCACUGCCGAAGAGGAUGUACAAUAUCCACGCUCCGUGCCGUUCCCCGUCGGCAUCGAUUACACUGGCACCCAUGUGGGCGCAGGCGGUCGCGUAGCCACAACACUUACUGGAACGACUACUGUCAACAUCAAUGACACCGUCAACGUUUCUCAGCUCGAAGAUACGCUCCAUCAACUCGUCGGAAGAAUUGAAAAAUUGGAGCUUGAAAGAAACGAGCUUCGCGACACAUUGAAUCGUCUGCGCAAAAAGACGAGUGAAUCGCAUACGACAAUCAAUAAGCAUGAGACCAGAUACAAGACCAUUGAAGAUAAUCUGAACGACAUCGAAGAGGACAAGCGUGCUUUGGAAGCCCGAUUGGCGUCUGCCAAGCAGCUUCUUCGCUCCCAGGAAGAAGCGCUGAAACAGCGCGAUGAGGAGCGUCGACAGAUGAAGUCGAAAAUGGUGGCCGCCGAAUUGCAGGCGAGGGGCAAGGAGGCUCAACUGAGACAUCUUAACGAACAACUCAAAAAUCUGCGCACUGAUCUGGAAAAUGCUCAUGCUGACAUUCGUGCACUGCGAGACAGAGAGGAAAGCUGGGAUGCCAGUCGAUUCCAGCUUGAGAGCAAACUGAGGGAACACGAUAGCCACUCGCAGAAACUCCAGAUCCAAAUUAGCACUUUCGAAAGCGAGAGACAGAAUUUGAUGGAAAAGAUCAAGGAACUCGACGGAGCCCUCCGCCUAAGCGAGAAUAAAGUGCAGGAUAUGCGCGAGGAUGCCGACAAACUCAAAAGGGAUCUGGCUAAGGCUGAAUCUUAUGAAUCAGAACUGCGCAAGUACACUGAAACCCAAAGCAAGAGCAGCAAUGAACUGCAGAUUCUCAAGGAUCAGCUGCUUAAUGCUCAGAAUGACUUGAGCGCAAGCAAUUCGCGCAAAUCUCAGCUUGAGUCUGAGCUUUUGAAUGUACGCAGCGAACUGCGUGACUACAAGCAGCGCGUGCACGACGUUAAUGGACGUGUAUCGGAGCUGCAACGUCAACUGCAGGAUGCAAACUCAGAGAAGAAUCGUCUUGAGGACAGGAUUCUGAACAUGGAAAAGAAUUUGAGUCAGCAACGCACAGCAGAGAACGAACUUCGUCAACAGCUGGAUUCAGCUAAGAAUGACAAACGUUCUGCAGUUAAGGAGCUCGAAGAACUGAAGCGCCGUAUCAUGCAGCUAGAAAGCGAAAGACGUGCUACUUCGCAGCUGAUGGACGGUCUGAAGAAGGAAAAAUUCACGCUUCAGAAGAAGAUUGAAAUGAUGGAAUCAGAGAAGCGUAGAACAGAAGCGGCAAUUCGUGAAACUGCCCUUCAGCGUGAAGCUAUUGAGAAAUCUCUUAACGCGAUGGAACGCGAGAACAAGGAACUUUACAAAAACUGCGCUCAACUCCAGCAACAGAUAGCUCAGCUGGAAAUGGAAAAUGGUAACCGCAUACUUGAACUCACAAAUAAGCAGCGUGAGGAACAAGAAAGACAGCUGCAGCGCAUGAGACAAGAGAAAGGCCAGAUUGAAAAGGUAAUUGAGAACCGUGAACGCACUCACAAGAACCGAAUCAAGCAGCUCGAGGACCAAAUCGCCAUCCUUCGUGACCAGCUCGAUGGAGAACGGAGGAGACGCAGAGACUUCGUCGACCGCUCCCUGGUGAACGAUAUUGGGCGCCUCGGAGGCACUGUACUUGGUAUCAGAAGCUAUGGUGAUAGCAAUCUCGACGCUAUAUUGCACGGUGGAAGUCGUUCCGUUGGAUUCUUGCCACGCUCCACUUUUGCAUCAAAUCCACUAACCCCACCUCUCGGAACAUCGACGCCAACCCACAGUAGAACUCUCACUGACUAUCGCGAGACAUCAACUUCGUACAAUCGCCGUGCCGAUGACACUGGUUCGGUCUACGGCGGAUCAGUUCGCGACCGUGAUUCGGUCUAUGGUGGGGUUGGAAGUGGCGGUCGUGACAGCGUAUACGGACGAGACAGUUCUUUCGGACGCGAUUCAGUCCGCGAGAAGGACCCUUCCGUUGUAGACAUACCCCUGAAUCAAGGAGAGGGUUCCAUGCAGACGUCAUCCGUUAGCCAGGGGACCAAGUACGACACACUUGCACCAAACAGGGAUGACCUGUAAGCAGCUCGCUCCUGACAACACAUAUGCUAACCGUCUGUAACCCUACUCACGCAGCUAGCAAUCCUAACGCUUCUGCUUAAUGAAUCUUUCAUAAAAGAAAUCUUUUUCUAGUUUUUUUUCGAUCCCGGUUUUGUAACAUGUUCUUUUAUACGUAUAUGUGUAUUUUGUAAUGACAUCAUUCUCUGAUCCACUAAUCGCAGAACACUGUCAUUAACUAUGGGCAAAACAAUACUGCAUUACCUUUUGUUCGUAUAUAUGUUGUGCUUGCUAUGCUUAGUUGUAGAGCCUAUCUAGUUUCUGUUUCAUUUUCGAUUUGUAAUAAAGCUGUGAGAUGUCAGUGGUGUCAUAUUUGCAAAUAAAGCAUAGUAGAAUG